AUGGCCUUGUCUUUCACUGAACAGCCCCCGCAGGGGAGGGUUCCUUAUGCGAUCCCGCAAUUGGAGGGUGAACGCAUCACGAUUCCGGGGAGCAAAGGAGCCUUUCGUAUCCUGGCUUCCUCUAAGCAGACCAAUGGCCUCAUGGCUGUCUUUCAGAGCGGGGCUGUCCUUUCAGACGCCCCGGGCUUUCACUAUCACAACCACGCCCAUGAUGUCUUCCUGGUGACCAAGGGCUUCUUGAAACUGUGGAAUGGAGACAAAUGUCGGAUAAUGGGGCCUGGGGAUUUCGCUUAUGUCCCUCCUACUGUGGUUCAUAACCCGGAAAUGCUGGGACCACAUACCGAGACCUACGGCGUCGUUACUCCCGGCGACUGGGUCGACUUCUUCCGCUACGUGUCCGAGCCUUAUGAGGGUAUCCUGGUUCCCGAGAACGACGAUCGCGACCUCAAGGCUCUGUUAAUACCCAAAGUGAUGGCUGCGAAGCAGGACUUUGACGUCGUGUUCCAACCACAUUACCAACCUCCUGCCCUAGGGGAGUGGAGUGCAGAUGAGGAGAAGCUCCCCGAGUCGUCACAACCAUAUUUCCUGCGCGCCAACACGGGUCCCAAAUGGAUGCUGGGAGGUGUCAUGUCCCGACCAUUUAUCACCACCCGCCAGAGCCAGGGUGUCUGCGCCAUUUCCAGCAUUGAAUCCUCUAAGACAUACGGCGAAACUCUACUUUCUAAAUUCCUGACCUUCCAGUCGGUUGAUCACUGUUUAUGUGUUCAGGAGGGGACAUUGACCGUCCAGCUGAAGGAUGGCCCCGAGUCAACUUUCCGCGAAGGAGAGACAGUUGUGAUCCCGGCCGGUCAGGCGUUCGCUCUAAGAUUCGCCAGUCGGUAUGUGCGGGUCUGGUCAUUUACCGAUGGCGAUGGCAUUGAGACUUUGAUCCAUCGGUUGGGCACACCAUUCGAAGGUGCUGUUCUACCUGACCAAGUGCCGGAGUGGAACCCGGCGGAGGUUGGGUCUGUGGCGUCCGAGUUGAAUGUGACCAUUGAACUCUAG
Messenger RNA from Aspergillus luchuensis, 1044 nucleotides. RefSeq names its product cupin domain-containing protein. The coding region runs from base 1 to 1044 and encodes 347 amino acids. The record is from RefSeq and is a predicted model, not a curated record. Lineage: Eukaryota; Fungi; Ascomycota; Eurotiomycetes; Eurotiales; Aspergillaceae. The transcript has 2 exons.